This is a messenger RNA of Aphanomyces astaci, 690 nucleotides long. RefSeq lists its product as hypothetical. The record is from RefSeq and is a predicted model, not a curated record. The coding region runs from base 1 to 690 and encodes 229 amino acids. The transcript has a single exon. Lineage: Eukaryota; Oomycota; Saprolegniomycetes; Saprolegniales; Verrucalvaceae.
AUGGCCAAGCUCAAGACCCCUUCGAAAAAGGAACUCAUCGAAGAGAAUCGGGUACUGCGAGCUGAAAUGCAAGCAGCCACGUUCAUGAUCCCCCUCGUCGGGCAGCCUGAAACUCCAUCUGAACCUCGGGCCGCUGUCGAACCCAAAUUCUCAGCAAACUAUACGGACCAGAUGAUCGUCGCGUUGCUCGAAGUGCGGUUUGGCUGGUUUCGUGACGACUUCGCCGGUAGUAAGUCGAACAAGCAGCUGGCUUGCCUGUGGGAAAAGGUCGCCCUGCAAUUCAACAUACUCACGUCGGCAUCAGUUCGUAUACCAAGUACCUCCCUCAAGAACAAUGUAUAUGCUAUCAAAUUACAGUACAACAACAUCAAGAAGUGUGAACGAAAGAGAAAACGCAUUGUUGCUGGUGAAGUCGACAGGCAGCGUCAACUACGGAAGCACGGCAAGACAGACGUCGGGGCGGGGCUAGUGUCGCUCGGUGCUGCACUCGCACAAGGGAUGGUGGAUGCCGCUACCAUUUCGAAAGAGUCACCGGAUAAGUCCAACGGGUUUAGCGCGAUACUCGAGAGGACUGAAGCUGCACUAGCCAAAUCUGCUGCCGUCCAAGAAGAAACUAAGAUCGCACUGCAACGGGGUAAUGAGCUUCAAGAGCAACUUUUAGCGUUUCUCAUGAAUAAAUUUACGGAAUAA